Molecule: messenger RNA, 393 nt
Organism: Lactuca saligna
Lineage: Eukaryota; Viridiplantae; Streptophyta; Magnoliopsida; Asterales; Asteraceae
Source: the annotation of a GenBank genome assembly
AUGGCAACAACCUCUCCCCCACCUCCUCCUUGCAAUGUCGUUCCAAUACUCCCGGUGCAGUGUUCCGGUGAGCGGGAAAGGGUCCUGCUGCUGAUCUUCCCUCCGGUGCUCCGUCGGGCAUUUUCAUUCAUUCUUUUGUGUGCCUUGGUGGUGAUGCUUGUGGACAAUGUUGAGAAGACGAAUGCUGCAACUUGUAAUCCACAAGAGUUAGUGCCAUGUGCUGCGUUUCUCUCUAGUGGGGCGACACCAUCUGUAGCUUGUUGCAGCAAGUUGAAAGCACAACAGCCUUGUUUCUGUGGCUACGUGAAGAACCCUAGUCUUAAACAAUAUAUCAACUCUCCAAAUGCCAAGAAGGUUGCUUCAGCUUGUGGUGUUUCGAUUCCUAAAUGUUAA